AAUAUAACGACAGUGGCACAAUUUAAAUUUUGUAAUAUUUCAAUGGCAUGAUUACUAAUAGAGGAAUCGUAAUUACAUUUAUCUGAGAUAGUAUAUUUGCCGUAUGGAUUGAAUUAACUCUCGGAAUUCUCAUAGCUGUCACCAGGCUGGUCAGUGGUCAGCAACUCAGGAAAACAAAUCCCUGCUCCCUACCCCACGAUUUCCACUGAACGGACCAGAUUGAGCAUCGUCUUCCAUCCGUUCGCUUCGCAGCGUGGCCUGCGGGUGUCUGGACCCCACAUGUCAUCAGAACAUAUUGCAAAACCCUUCUCUGUCUUCCCCAAAUCCCCCAUCCCCACCGCCAUUCUCGACGGUUUCUCGAGCUCCACCUCCUCGCGUGCCCACGCCAUCCAUGGCUUCUUCCGCACACAAUGUGACCACCUAGCAGCGCCAUCGCCAUGCCUCCACGCUGUAGGCGCCUCCCCCUCCUCUUCAUCCUCCUCCUUGCCGUCCGCCCACUCUCCGCCGCCGCCGCGUCGAGCAUCGCUGCGGCCCCCGCCUCCUCCUACCGCCGCAUCUCGUGGGCGAGCAACCUCACGCUCCUCGGCUCAGCCUCGCUCCUCCCGGGCGCGGCCGGCGUCGCGCUCACCACCCCUUCCCGCGACGGCGUCGGCGCCGGCCGCGCUCUCUUCUCGGAGCCCGUGCGCCUCCUCCUGCCCCAGGACGCGGCCGCCUCCGCCUCCGCCUCGCGUGCCGCUACCCCGGCCUCCUUCUCCACCCGCUUCACCUUCCGCAUCACGCCCUCCCCCACCUACGGCGACGGCCUCGCGUUCCUCCUCACCUCCUCCCGCACUUUCCUCGGCGCUUCCAACGGGUUCCUUGGCCUGUUCCCCUCCUCAUCCGCCUCCGACGAGGGGGAGCUCCGCGACGUCUCCACCGUCGCCGUCGAGAUCGACACCCACCUCGACGUGGCGCUGCAUGACCCGGACGGCAACCACGUCGCGCUCGACGCGGGGUCCAUCUUCUCCGUCGCGUCCGCGCAACCAGGCGUCGACCUCAAGGCCGGCGUGCCCAUCACCGCCUGGGUUGAGUACCGCGCGCCGCGCCGCCGCCUCAACGUAUGGCUGUCCUACUCGCCGUCCCGCCGCCCCGAGAAGCCCGCCCUCUCGGCCGAUGUCGACCUCUCCGGCCUCCUGCGCACCUACAUGUACGCGGGGUUUUCGGCCUCCAAUGGCAACGGCGCUGCGCUUCACGUCGUCGAGCGCUGGACCUUCCGCACCUUCGGCUUCCCCAACUCUUCAUACGCCCCGCCGCCGACCAAGUACAUAGGCCCAAUGCCACCCAAUAACCAGCCUCUCCCUCCCCCUCCCUCUCCCUCUCCCUCUCCCCCUCCCCCUUCCCCUCCCCCUCCCCCUCACCCUAACCACCGCCGCCGCCAUCUGUUCUACAAGGUGCUUGGCGGAGUCCUCGGUGGUAUGGUAUUGCUGGGCCUUGUCGUCGUUGGUUCUGCUGUCUUGCUUGGCCGGUCAGUGCGCCGCAAAAAUCAAGAACAUGCAGUGGCAAGCGAGGACAUGGGGGAAGCGACACUCUCUAUGGAGGUGGCACGGGCAGCAACAAAGGGCUUUGACAGUGGCAAUGUGAUCGGCGUUGGUGGCUCUGGUGCUACUGUGUAUGAGGGGGUGCUCCCCUCUGGGUCGAGGGUUGCUGUCAAACGGUUUCAGGCUAUUGGAUCGUGCACCAAGGCAUUUGACAGUGAGCUCAAGGCCAUGCUUAAUUGCCCUCAUCACCCAAAUCUCGUGCCGCUUGCUGGGUGGUGCAGAAGUAAGGAUGAGCUUGUGCUUGUUUAUGAGUUCAUGCCCAACGGGAAUCUAGACUCUGCAUUGCACACACUGGGUGGGGCAACACUUCCCUGGGAGGCACGGUUCAGGGCUGUAUAUGGUGUUGCAUCAGCGCUAGCAUAUCUGCAUGAUGAGUGUGAGAACCGGAUUAUACAUCGUGAUGUCAAGUCAUCAAAUGUUAUGCUUGAUGCAGAGUUCAAUGCUCGGCUAGGUGAUUUUGGCCUUGCUCGCACUGUGAGCCAUGGUGGGUUGCCACUUACAACACAGCCAGCAGGCACACUGGGGUACCUUGCACCAGAAUAUGUUCAUACAGGGGUGGCUACAGAGCGGUCUGAUGUGUACAGCUUUGGGGUGCUUGCUCUGGAAGUGGCCACUGGACGAAGGCCUGCUGAGAGGGGAAUCUCUGUUGUUAAUUGGGUGUGGACUCUAUGGGGUCGUCGAAGGCUGGUUGAUGCAGCAGACCGGCGGCUCCAGGGACGAUUUGUUGCAGAUGAGAUGCGACGGGUGCUGCUUGUGGGUCUGUGUUGUGUACAUCCAGACUGCCGGAAGCGGCCUGGUAUGCGAAGGGUAGUCAGUAUGCUUGAUGGUACUGCACCGUUGAUAUUGGUACCAGAUAAGAUGCCACCAGUUCUUCUACAGCCAGUACCAAAUGCUUCAUCAAUGAACUCUGCAGAUACUGCCAAUACUGCAUUCUUCAGUUGUCGCUGAGCAUACAAGUUAUAGGGUUCAUUUGCCUCAUGUUUGCUUCUUUGGAUAAUUUGAUCGCUUCUGCAGCACAAGCAUAUGAUCAACUUGGGAAAUUUUGUUCUACAGCCUAUAUGGCACUGAUAAGAUGACCUGGAUAUGUAGAAUGGAUCAACCAGCGUUGCCCUUUGUGUUGUUUUAAAGCUAAGGCAUUGACCUUUGUACCGAACAAGAAUUUUUUGAUGCGGGCUCUGCUCACUCUGCUUCACCUGCUGGGUGGUAUGAAAAUCCUGAUAGUUUUCUUUACCAAGAAUCGUAACUAGAUUCGGGAAUUUCUCUUAUGCUAUCUUUAUUUGUCCCAAUCAUUGUACAUACUUUGUUCUGCAAGUAAUCUAUUCUGGAAGGCAUAGGCAGAUGCGUCUCUGGCAUACCUAAGUUAAGAACCAUUAUUAGUCUUCCACAGUCUAUCAACACUUGUUGCUAUGUACAGCAGUUUCUGCAUGAGAGACUAGACAAAAUUGAUUUCAAUCUAUACUGUAGUCCUAGUCUGAGUCCUGAGUUCCUGACUAGGUGGUGCAGUAGAGUGGCCUCCUUUGGAACAUGAAUUAGUUCAUUUCCUGCAUUCCUGUAAAAUUAGUUCAUUUCCUUUGAGACAUGAAUUAUCCUCCUUUGCUGGAAUUUCAUUUCCUGUAAAAUUCCUCAAAAAAUCCUGCAUUCCGAAGUAUUUUUGGAGCUGACUUCAUCGAAAUAAGCAAUGUCAGAGAAAUCUUUUAGUAGUAUAUAUUGCAAUUUUCGAUGAGGCUGAUCGCACUUCCGAUUAUGAGUACACGAC
Oryza sativa Japonica Group (Japanese rice) is the source of this 3333-nucleotide messenger RNA. NCBI's taxonomy places the organism in Eukaryota, Viridiplantae, Streptophyta, Magnoliopsida, Poales, Poaceae. The record is from RefSeq and is a predicted model, not a curated record.